AUGCGCGUCGUCGGUCUCACAGGCUCAAUUGCGACCGGCAAGUCGACCUGUUCAGCAACGCUUUCGUCUCCGCCCUAUUCACUGCCCUUGAUUGAUGCGGACCUUCUGGCGCGAAAGGCAGUUGAGCCCGGAACCUGGGGAUACCGUCGCAUAGUGGCGACGUUCGGCCCUACCACCCCAGACCUCCUCCUUCCUGCGUCGGAUGCCCAAAGCGGCGGCAACGAGAAUGGCCCAGAUGGGAAGGGCAGGCCGUUGAAUCGACCGGCAUUGGGCAGAAGGGUCUUCGGCAACAGUGAAGAGAGGGUUCGGGACAGGAAGAAACUGAACGCGAUUGUCCAUCCUGCGGUGCGGUUCUACAUGGCUCGAGCAAUGCUGUAUUACUACCUCCUCGGGCAUUGGGCCGUGGUGGUAGACGUGCCUCUGCUCUUCGAAUCCGGGCUCGACAUCUUCUGCACCACAGUCAUCGUGGUCGCGGUUUCAGACCCCAAGAUCCAGAUGCAGCGGCUGCGUGACCGCGAUCCACAUCUGUCGGCCGAAGAUGCAGAGAACCGGGUCAAGAGCCAGGUCGAUGUGCGCGAGAAAGCCACAAGAUGCGAGGACAGAAACAAUGGCAAAAAGAAUGCCGGAAAGGGCUAUGUGCUCUACAACGACGGCAGUAAGGAAGAUUUGAAACUCCAGAUCGCAGAAGUCGUCCAGGAUAUCAAGUCGAAGAGUCCGCGGUGGUGGACUUGGGUGCUCUUAUUGUGUCCGCCGCUCACGGCUGCCGUGGCCUCGUGGGAAGUGCUACGCAACUGGUAUCUGAGGAGGAAGACGAUCAAGGAGAGAGGAGAGGAACUGGCAAAGACCAGACUAUGA
Capronia epimyces CBS 606.96 is the source of this 855-nucleotide messenger RNA. Its product is annotated as dephospho-CoA kinase. Gene Ontology annotation, biological process: coenzyme A biosynthetic process. The record is from RefSeq and is a predicted model, not a curated record. The coding region runs from base 1 to 855 and encodes 284 amino acids. Lineage: Eukaryota; Fungi; Ascomycota; Eurotiomycetes; Chaetothyriales; Herpotrichiellaceae. The transcript has a single exon. Gene Ontology annotation, molecular function: ATP binding; dephospho-CoA kinase activity.